Doryrhamphus excisus (bluestripe pipefish) is the source of this 4903-nucleotide messenger RNA. Lineage: Eukaryota; Metazoa; Chordata; Actinopteri; Syngnathiformes; Syngnathidae. The record is from RefSeq and is a predicted model, not a curated record.
CACUUCUUCAUUUUGAGGUCAGCUUCAAUGGCACACCGGCGCCCUCUGGUGCCUCCAUCCUAGAGGAACAAAUAUAGAAAUGUGUACUGUGUACCACACGCAACUGCAGAUUAUUUAUAAGACUUGUAUCAUUUCUAUUUACACUGGACAGGUUUCCCCAAUGAUUGUUCCCCGCAAUGUGUAUUUUUGUGUUUUACAGGUUUAGAGGUAUGUACUUACAAAGAGAGACAGCAGAAAAGCAGGGGAGGACAUGGAGAAUGCAUCCUGUGAAAAGCAGAUGUACAUCAGUACUGGGAUUUUAAGAUAAUGUUCCAAAGAGUACAAGAGUUGGUAGAAGAAGGCAUUGUAUUGUACAGUGAAAGCUUUGUAUAUGCUACUGUGUGGCCAUUUUUAAUCUUACUAUUCCUAUUACUAUUACUAUUAACACUGCUGAUUCCAACUGUUUGCUGCUCAGGCGCAGUAAAUAAACGUUGCAGAUAUCAUGUUCUAAUUGCUUCUGUCAAAAUCUUAGUGUUCUACCUUGUCAGUGGAGUCCUGUCGCCGCAGACCCUCACGACCUCUCAAAUUCUUGGCGCUGAUACCGGACUCUGAGGUUUCCAUGAUGAGCUGGGUGGCCAAAAACUGCUGGAUCUGCUCCAGGACAUCUCGCUGCAUCUCCACGGCCAUGUGGUACACAUCGUGAUCCAAGCUGUUGUACAUGACAGCGUUCUGAAACAUCAGCAUGAUGUCCCGCUGGAACUCGGCUGUGGUUCGCAUAGAACCGCUCUCGAUGUUCUUCUUGAUGGUGGCCAGAUCCAUGGGCCUGCACAACAAAAGAACCUGUGAGCUGAGCAACGCAUUUUGCCAACACCCAACACCAAGCAUUACAGGCCAGUAUGUUAUGCAAUGUUUUUUUCAUUUUUUUUCAUUUUAUGAAUUAUUUCUGUUAUUACAUAGGUGAUGUCGCUAUUACCAUCCCGUCUACAAAACAGCAGAAAUACAAGCCUGUUUACUGUUCGAAAUCAUAAACCCAAGAAGAGCUGUAGUAGAAGUUGCACUUACCUGUGCACAAUACCAUGAUAUCCUGGUGCAAUUUCUUCUGUCACUGGCUGCAGGAAGACAUUUGCAUACCUGCGUGGCGAAUGAAACAGAUGAAAGAAAUGUAGGCACAAAAGAAUCACGUUUCAGACAUUUUCGCUUCGAAAAAAAUUGUGACUUGAUGAAAGGAGGACAGUCUUAUUUAGUUCUGCAUUGACGCAUCAGUACAACAUUAGUGCAACCUGAUGCUCCUUCAAAUUCAAUUUAUACUUUUAAUCUGAGUACCGAGCAGCCACAUCAUGAUCAGUCAUCAGUUUUCUGACCUGUGAUUGGCUGCUGCCCUCCAAACCAACAUGAUGGCCUUUUUCCAGAUCUUGUGAGCCUGUAGAGCUUCCAGGUCCUCACUGCACAAAGAGCUGCAAACACAAUACAGUUACUAUGUCAGAAUGGAAACACCUAACGUGCAUGGUGUACCCAUGUGACGAGCUGGUAAUGAAAAAUAACAUGCUACAAUCGUGUGUGCAUGUGUGUGCAUGUGUUUGCUGCAACUCACAACUGUGAUGAGGCAGGGCUGCUGGGGAUGGAGUCGGCCGUGGUGUGGAGCUGCAGUGAUGAUGAUGCAGUGUGGAGGCUGCACGCAUCUUCGCUCUCGCUGGCCGCACGCUCCAUCUCCAUCUCGCCAUCAGCUUCUGAUGAGAACCCGUCCACCCCGUCUCCAUCUUCUUCUUCCUCCUCAUCAUCUUCAUCUUCUUCAUCCUCUGGCCCGUUAACCUCAUUAUCCACAUUAGUCCCUGAGGCGUUUUCUUUGCUGGCGACGCUUCUUCCACUCUCUUCCUUUAUGUCCUGCAAAGAUAGAUGAUGAGUCUCAAACAACAAGACAGCAGAUGAGUGAUGUGGUGACCCAUACCUUCUCAUGCCUUUCUGUCACUGGGCAAUCUUUUAACAGUGAUUCUGCAAAAAUAGUACACCAUUCAUUAGGUACACCUGCACUUUUAAAUGAGAUUAAAUACAAGCGCUUGUCAAAAAUGUGAUUUGAUUUGAUCAUGGAUUACAAUAUGCAGUGCCAUAGCGUCAAAUCAGUCAUAGCAUGGCACAAGGCAGUUGAACACACUCAGUGUUGCAUGCAUUUGCAUACCUUCACAGGGGUUAUCAGACCUUUGCUGAGCCCACUUCUCUUCUAAAGAAAUGUGGCUUUUAUGGUGCACCAUCUCUGCUGUGUCUCUCACAGCCUUGGGCUGUUCAGUUGCUUCACUGUGGCAGCGCGCCGAACCCCUGGAAUUGGAUGAGGAGGUGGGCGGAAGGCCACUCAGUACCUCUGGGGUUUCUGCUUCACAGUUAUCCUGACUACUGUACACAGAAGCUGAAGUUUCGCCCUCAAUGUCCAAAUUUUCAGCAUUCUCUGUCAGGCUACAGAGAGAUGAGGAUGAUGGGGCCGCUGUGGGCUCCAAGCAGUGAGCCUCUUGGGUGUGCAAGGACUCAGUCUGCCAGGCGCCAGGCAGCGUGUGGCCAUUCUCUUCACAUAGGAAGAGAGCAGCCUCCACUGCAGCUGCAUCUAGAGCAUCUGCAGCCUGGAGAAGAGGGCACACGUCACUCUUGCAAUCCUACAUUCAACCGCUAAUUACCUUGAUGUUGUGAAAAUACAUAAUAUGUGCACUGGUUGUCAUAUUUUAGCACCUUGUCCUCAAUGAUGGCAAUGAUGUCCCCCACCGUCUUCAGGUCAAGUUCAUCUCCCAUGUAGGAAACUGUCACAUCCUCCUCGCUCAGCUCUGAAAGUUUAACACCUGUAGUAGGCGGCUGGCACCCAUGGGACGCAGUUGGCACCAUCACAUCCACAUCUGCAUAUGAUUGACACCAACAAUAUUAUAUAAUGGAAAUCACACAUUUGCCAGUUUUAAAGAAAAAGAGCGUCUGAAAUGGAAAAAUAAAGUGUCACUGAAGAUGAAGAUAAGGAUUGUUGUGAAUGCGGGUGAGACCUGAACAUGCUGAGGCAACAGUCUUCACAGGAGCUGGGGUGGUGAUGGAGGUAGGAUCAGUGUUGACCAUGAAGCCUAACUGGGUCGAGAACUGUGUGGGACCCGCUUCCAGGAGACGAGACAACAUGGGAGCACCUGCCAUGAAGGUAACAUCAUCAAGUGUGUCAACUUGUGUUGGAUUUCUAUACACACAAUAUGAAAUCAUUGUCUAUGCUGGUAUACCUAAACAAAUGUCCGGUGAGUGUAUUUGUACCUGAUGCAGGAGAGAAGGGUUGACAGGGUAGAGCCAGCUGUAAGUCAUGUGCUGCUGUCAUAUUACCAGUGGACACGUCACGCUCUCCCGUCUGUAAACAUUUUAAACAACAUUUUUUUUCUUUAUAUAGUGAUGACAUAUUUGUAAAUACAGUGGAACCUCUGUUUUUGUUAUUAAUCCAUUUCGCUCAUUCAAUUAAGGUAAAAUCGUUGCCUUGUUUUCUACAUGUAAAACUUCAUGAAUAGUACGUUUCGGUUUUAUUUUUUUUCCUCCCCAUACAAAAAUCACGCAAAUCCAAAUACAGUAAUACGUUCUCGACACCGAAAAACACAUUUUAUGGAGAAAAAUGAAAGUCAUCACGGAACUAAACAAAGCGGAGUUAGCAUACUCUUCAUAUUCAAUGUUCAUCAUUAAUAUUGUUGUUGAAGCCGGACUAUGCUUGACUAUAUAAUGCCUUGCCGGCAUUUGAAAAUAACAGUUUUAAGUUACGUGUUUUAUUUAGCACUUCAUUGUUGAUUUACUGUAUGUGAUGCGUUAAUUUGCUGUGGAUGUGUUGUUUUUGUGUGGCCAUCCCUGGUCUAUAGUGUCCUAAGUCUAAAAGAACCACUAUACAUUCUUCACAUAAACUGAGUCACUAAGAGUGGAUGCAAACAAAAUAGUUAGGUACACAGUUUGGCUGUACUGAGACAGUGUACAAAACCAAGACAUAUUUAUGGCAUUAAUUUUUGUGCAAAAACUUAAACAACCCUUUAAUAUAAAUUUUAACAUUGUCGUUCCUCCGCCUACCAGUCUAGACGUUGUAGCCAAGAUAUUGCCUUUCUUCAGUAGCUCAGAGAGCAGUGGAGACGGAGGCGGGGUGCCUCUCUGGGACAAGAGCUUCUUUUGGGUGGGGUCAUCCACUAGGGUGGGGUUCUCGUUACCAGAGCCAGAAGAGUCUGCAAAUGACAUCAACCUGGAGGAUCCUGAGGCCUAAAGACAGACAGAGCGAGAGCGUGGGAGAAGAAUAAAUGUCGGGGACUUACAUCUUUUGUGGAGGAAAAAUCUGGAGUCAAGCAUGGGAGAGGAUCACCUGAUGGAAACUCCACGCUCGUUUGGAGUCCAGAUGACCAGCUUGAAUGAGUUCUGACUCUCUCUUCAGCGUCCUGCAGAGGACAUGCUUUGGAGUGGCUGUAUCAUCUCAACUUGGACUGGGCAUAAUCAUCUAUGAAUCAAUCAUUAUGCUGGCGGUCUUGACAGGAUGUCUAACAACAUGGCCAAGAUUGCGGAUGCUCGAAAGACGGUAGAGCAGUUAAAGCUGGAGGUCAACAUAGAGAGGAUGAUGGUGUCCAAAGCAGCAGCGGAACUGAUGGCCUACUGUGAAGCCCAUGCCAAAGAGGACCCUCUGGUUACACCUGUACCUUCCUCAGAGAACCCUUUCAGAGAGAAGAAGCUAUUCUGUGAGAUACUUUAAAGCUUAUACAAAAUAUUUGUAGAUUCUCUUUGUCGUUUAUGUAUGCAUUUUACAUCUGGUGACUGUGUGUUUGGUUCCUGUAACUCACUCAUAUGUUUGAAGAUGAUAAUGGCAAUAAAUACUUUUUUUUCUGCAAACGGAGUGCAAAGUUCAUUUAAAUAAGCAGCGGCGGCCUUGCCAUGUGUUCACACAGUGCCACUUGAGCUUAUA